AUGAGCAGGGCUACCCAAGGGCAAAAGCAUUUCCGUGUGAAACAUGAAGAAUCGCCGUCAGAUUUCACCCCUCUGACAAACACCCUCAUUGUUGGAACUCCACGACCAGCAGAGAAGGAUGACUACGACUUUGUAAAGAUUCGUAAAUCGAUGGAGCUGCCGAUUUAUGAGCUGAGGCAGAUCGAUGAGAUGAAGCCCGAGAACAUAACGGCUGCUCACAAGAUUAGGCAACAGGAGCUUAGGUUAAUGGUGAUCAGGGCGCUUUUGACCUGGAUACCGACGAUUCACAGUAUCGCGCUCCAGGCGGAUGAGAAUGAGAUGGCCGAAAGUCCCUUGGACGCGCAUAAGUGUCUUCUUUUCGCUGUAAACACAAUGCACAUGGUCGAGAGUCUGGGAGAAUGCUACGAUGUCGAAGACCUCGAGUACAAUAGACAAGUCCGGCUGAUUUCUGACAAGAACACGGUCAUUCAUACAUGGAAAAAUGUAACCGGCUAUGAUCCCUUCCGGACCAUCUUAUGGAUAUGGCGGGACAUUUGCUUGUCAAUUCUGUCGAAGGAAGACAACAACACCAACGUCAGCAUCGCCGAAGAAAAGGCAGGAGUGGUUAUUGCACGAAUGCUCAAUGAUAUCCGGCUCUGUAUUCCACUCGAUGCCUACGACUUCCGCGAGAAGAGGGCCAAGCGCAGUCUGUGGGACCUGUUCCUCAAUGGUGGUUUUGAAUCAACUAAACACCCGACAUACUGGUCUCUGGACUUUGUGUACUCCAUGCAUCGGCUUGAGCAGCUCUAUGUCUCCUGCCGCCUCAACGAGCUCCAGGACCAUCCAUCCUACGAUCUUUACACCUCGAUCAAAAACAUUCUUCCAGAAAAAUACAAAGACCAAGCUCUCACCGCCGUGCAGAACAUCAGCCAUACCCCGCCCACGCUGAAUGGCCAGAUUGAUAUCUUCACCUACGAGCGCUGCACCAAGGAGCUCCAGAAGCUGAUCGAUAAGGGCUUGCUGAAAAGAGAUAGCGUGCGGUUCCGGAACAUAAUUCUCCCAUACAGCCACGACAGGAGUCCCGCUGUGGAGAAGUGGGCCUUUGACCAGGUCGUGAAGGGCUUCCAGGAGGCUGUCAAUAAUUUCUACGACGAGACCGUGGAGAUGUUCCCGGAGCUGACUAGAGCGGUGUCGCUGGAAAAGGACAAGCAGAUGCAUAGCCUGGAGGAAUUUUUGGCUAGCGCGAGAGGAGAGAAAGAUGUGGAGGUGGAGGAGACUGGCAGUGAUCCUGCUCGAGGUGAACCUGUGGAGUGGAUAUACACAUUCCGGGGAUACCGCGAUAUCAUCCGUGAUUGGUUCUGGGGGAGGCCAACAAGUCGAGGCCUGAAAUUGAAAAAGCAGUUGAAAGACAUUUUUGUCGCCAAGCUGGGUUUCCUGCUCAUGUACGACAAGUUCAUCGGGAAGGCGCUGCAAAGAGGAUGCGUGCGAUACAACGAACAGAAUCUCAGCAGGGGUCUUGAAUACUUGGUUGGCGACUUGGGCUUUGAAUUGAUUUUGGAGGAGCCGGAGGCACCGGAUGAAAUUGCACCUGUGCCAAAGAAGGCUGCACCACAGCCGAGAGAGGCACGCAGAGGAAUGGCUGUGGCAAAAGCUAAACGCAAGAAGAGUACCAACUAA
Morchella importuna is the source of this 1656-nucleotide messenger RNA. RefSeq lists its product as uncharacterized. Bases 1 to 1656 code for a protein of 551 amino acids. The transcript has 4 exons. The record is from RefSeq and is a predicted model, not a curated record. NCBI's taxonomy places the organism in Eukaryota, Fungi, Ascomycota, Pezizomycetes, Pezizales, Morchellaceae.